Molecule: messenger RNA, 1479 nt
Organism: Penicillium mononematosum
Lineage: Eukaryota; Fungi; Ascomycota; Eurotiomycetes; Eurotiales; Aspergillaceae
Exons: 2
Coding region: 1-1479 (492 amino acids)
Source: RefSeq, a predicted model, not a curated record
AUGAACGAAGAGGUGGAGAAAGUUAUCGCCCAGCCGACAGAAACGGUCGUUCCCCUUCUCGGGCGUAUGAAAUUCGUCACCGCCGCUCGCCACCGCGAACCCGAAGCCCUCCUCGACCACGAGCCGACACUUGGGUACCGUCAUCAAAUAGAGGGUACGGGCGCACACGAAGUCGCACACGAAGUCGGUCACCACCAUACCGGCGCCGCUCACGUACUCCUCCGGGAAGAAACUUUGGUCCACCCCCCUACGAAAGACGACGAUCCCCACCAAGAAGGUUCUCGCCCAGAAGAGAUGAAAGGAUCACACAACGCAUCCCGUGCUCGCAACAGCCCAAGACGGAUACGCGAUACAACCCCUGGCAGCCAAGUCUCCCGACCCGCGAGACGAGACGGGCCUGCUAUCUUAAAUAUUGACAAACCCACAAGACAUCCUUCGCCGAGAGUACAGGCAGAAGCCUUGUUGCCACAGAGUCCAAUUCAUGCCUCGCAUCGAGGCCACCCUCGUGAUGCGGCGAAACGAGAUCGGACUUUGUCGCCAUCAACACGUGUCUCGCCUGCACAAGCCUUGGCCUCACAACCCGCCCUGGUAUCUCGACGUUCAUCGCCGGAUAUAGAAAAGCCUGUUGUGGUUUCCCGCAGAUCUCGUAGUCGGUCGCCGAUUCGCUCUCCGGUACACUUACAACGUUCGUCGCAGCCCUCAGGUCGAUCUCCGUACCGGGAUCAGAUCUACGAUACGGAGCCCUCUCACCCACAACAACGGCAAGAUCAUGGGGACCGAGUAUCGUUUGGCAAUCAUUCGCCUUUUUCGAAUUCGGAGAGAGCGCAUUUGGAACCUCAGACAAGCGGGACCAAGGUUGGUGGCAACAUCCCAACUCAACCGAAAAACCACAGUGCAAGUCCACUUCCACUGCCGCCAUCAGGACCUUAUCAGGGACCGAGGCCGCCAUCUAACCAGCAUCGCGGUCCUUCGCAUGUCUCUUUACUAUCAGCGCCUACUCGUCCUCGACGCGGACCUGGCCCACGUGAAGCUUGGACGGGGUCCCCGCCAGUACGCCGCGGACCUGUUGCACCUUCGCAGGCCCCACCAGCGGGUCCUCGCGCUUCCUUUUCAUCCCCUGUACCAGGUGGCAGUUACCGAUAUCCCACUUCUCGGCAACCCAACACUCCGCCUGUAACCCAACCAUUGGCCCAGAGGGGGAUCAACCAUCUUGCGGGGCUAUGCACCAUCGUACCGGAAGGUCGGAGUCUUCCGUCGCUUCUAGAUCCUGCUGUGGAGAAGCGGUUGGCUCAGCUUGAUGCCGACAAAGAAAAACUCCUUGAGCAAAUCGUGGAGACGCAGAGGUCUAAGCGAGCGGGACUUCGGGACUGGGAUCGACUCGAUCGCGAAAGCUCGAUCUGCGCUCUUAAGAGCGAGCUAGCUGAAGGCCAUCUCCAGCGAAUGGCUGAUGAGAGUAUUGGGGGCGGAAACUUGUUCUAG